Messenger RNA from Portunus trituberculatus (swimming crab), 2066 nucleotides. Its product is annotated as mitochondrial amidoxime reducing component 2-like. The transcript has 8 exons. NCBI's taxonomy places the organism in Eukaryota, Metazoa, Arthropoda, Malacostraca, Decapoda, Portunidae. The record is from RefSeq and is a predicted model, not a curated record. Bases 141 to 1184 code for a protein of 347 amino acids. Gene Ontology annotation, molecular function: catalytic activity; pyridoxal phosphate binding; molybdenum ion binding.
GUCUUCAGAUUCCUGCACUGCCACUGUCAAGGUCAUAAGGCAAUCUCGCCAGUCACCUGAACACUGCUCUCUCAGUGCCAGUGUUGCCAGGACGGUGAGAGGGUGGGGUGUGUUUCUAGUUUUCUCUUUACUACUCUGAGAUGGGAUUCCUAAACGUGAAUGGGCGUGCGGCAGGUGUGGGUGUGGGCAUGGGCGUGGGUGCCCUGCUGGCGUGGUGGGCGUGGCGACGACACCGCCAGUUAGAUGCGCCCACCAGGUGGGAGAAGGUGGGGGAGGUGAGCGAGCUGGUCAUCUACCCUCUGAAGUCAGGUCGCGGGGUCAAGGUCACUGAGGCUGAGGCGACACAAUAUGGUCUUGGUGUUGACUACCUCGAGGACAGGUCAUUUCUGGCAGUGAACAAGGAGGGCAAGUUCCUAACAGGUCGCCAGCUCCCCAAGUUAACCACAGUCGUUGUGAACUUAAAUGGCACAAAGGUCACCCUGGAGGCCCCCGGAGCAGAGAAGCUGGAGCUGGACUUGAAGAACGUGACCAGGGCAGCAAAGGUCACUGAUGCUGUAGUGUUCAAUGCUGACGUGAGGGGCUUUGACUGCGGGGAUGAGGCGGCGGCGUGGCUGACCAAUGCUGUGAAUGAUGGCGUGGUGGAAGGCGGCACACGUCUUCUCUACCACGGGAACCUGACGAGGGACAGGAAGGCGAGGGAGCCGGCCUAUUACUCCUUCUCGCAGUACAAGGCCUCGGAUAAGGUACUCUAUGCGGAUACUUGUGCCUUCAUGCUCACCUCGGAGACCUCACUGGCAGACCUCAACUCUCGCCUGGAGCGCCCCAUCACCCUGGACUGGUUCCGCUCCAACAUUGUAGUGCGCGGCGUGAAGGAGCCCUAUGACGAGGACGACUACGCCUUCGUCAGGAUUGGGGAUGUGGUGUUCCGGCGCCUCAAGCCUUGUGACAGAUGCGUCUUUACCAAUGUUGAUCCCGAAGUUGGCAAGAAGUGUGAGGAUGGGGAGCCUAUCAAUACCCUGAAGAAGUACCGCCACGUGGACGGCCCGGAGAAGCUACAGAGGACCUGGGCACAGAAGCCAGUGUUUGGUGUGCACCUGGGCAUCGAUGCGUGUGGGAAAGUGUGUGUGGGGGACAAGGUGGAGGUGGCGAGGGCAUCUUGCAACCCACGCUGGAAAUAUCUUUAGACUAGAGAGAGAGAGAGAGAGAGAGAGAGAGAGAGAGAGAGAGAGUGAGUGUGUCAAGUUAUGAUUAUACGUAUGUCAUGUUGAUUGUUUACAUUUAUCUUUGUUCUGGCAUGGUUAAAAUUGUGUAUUUCCUUAAGCUCCAAACAUGUCUUUCCUUAAUUAAUUUCUAGGAUUCUCGUUUACACCUCCAUGCCUUGAGUUAAUCACUGAGGUCCAGUAUUUACAAACAGUCACACAUGAGGAACGGUUCUCAGGGCAGGCAGUGUGGUAUAACCCUCCCACGUCACCUUGUGUUGUGAUUACCCUGUCCAAACUUAAUUUACACUGGUAAUGCUUGGUGACUUUCUUGUUGAGGUAUUGUGUGCAUAUAUCACUUCUUUAUUAUUGUUUUAAUCGUGGUAAGAAUUUGUCAUACUCGUUAACAGGCAAUAUAAAAGUACGCAUUUGUCAUUUAUAUAUAAUUAUUAGAUUGUACUGGUUCCCUUUCCUAACAUUUCUUUUUCUCCUUUUUCCUGCUUCUUCCUCCAUUCCUCUCAAAUAUCCUUUCUGAAUCCCUGGCUUUCUCCCCAAAUAAUCCCAUCACUUUAUAUCCACACCUAUGAUUUUUCUUGAUACUUUUCUGCUGUUCUAUUCUUGCCCCUUUUUCCCUUUCCUCUCCUUUUCCUUUACCAAUGAUACCAUAUGAUCGUUUUGUUGUGGUGUCUAUUUACUCCUUGUUGCAUUUCAGUCAGUCAGUCACUUGGAGAUCAACCACUUCAGUUAUUGUGUGGGUGGUAAUGAGCUGUGGUUAUUUAAGUGUUCGCUGUUACUGUUCAAAUUAUCACGAUUGUUACAGGAUAAUGAUUCUUACACGUUAAGGGGAAUAAAGAAUUGAUUUUGUUA